ACAUACAUACAUACAUACACACGCACACCAACCAUGGGAGACUAUUACUACUCGCACGGUGCCGACCCGUCGAUGAUGGGCGCAGUUGGUGGCAUGUACGGCGCGACCAUGGCCGGGGCCCACGGCGGCAUGAUGCAUCCCGCCAUGCCCGUGGCCGCCAACAUCGAGCACCCGCCUCUUCCGCCUGGCGCUAAGCUCCCGUCCAUCAAGAUCGUGGACUUGGAUCGGGACUCCAUCUCCUUCGUGGUUACCGACUGCGACCUGAGCCUCGCCAAUGCCAUGCGACGCAUCCUUCUCAGUGAGAUCCCCACCAUCGCCAUUGAGCACGUCUUCAUCAAGGAAAACACCUCGACGCUGGUGGAUGAGUUCGUUGCGCACCGGCUUGGUCUCUUGCCCAUCCGGGCGCCGCUGGCCAUGAUCGAGCAGUUCCAAUUUUCCUGGGACUGCCCAUGUGACACGAGCUACUGCCAGAACUGCGCGGUGGUCUUCCAGCUGGACAUGAAGCACGACGGGACCAAUGGCAAUGUCCGGAACUUCAAGAUCUCCCCCCUGGAUGGCACGGCCACCAAUGACCUGCUGGUCACCUCGGCCGACCUGCACCUGGCGGUGCCGACCGAUCGAGUGCUGGCCCUGAGCUCCGGGUCGCGGAGCUUCGCCGAAGACCGCCAGGCGGACGCCUCGGCCGCGGUGCUGAGCUCGGGCGGUGCGCCGGCCGCCGUGGCCGCGGCCGCCGAUGCCGCAGCCGCCCUCGAUACCAAGGGCAUCUCGGAGUUCAGCCGGGCCCGGCCACUCAUCGGGGAUGUGAUCAUCUGCCGGCUGGGCGCGCAUCAGGCGCUGAAUGUCAUCUGCCAUGCGCGCAAGGGCAUCGCCAAGCAGCAUGCCAAGUGGUCGCCGGUCACGGCGGUGGCCUUCGGCUAUGACCCGAACAACCUCCUCCGGCAUACGACCCUCUGGUAUGAGCGUGACCCGGUGGCCGAGUGGCCGCGGACCGAGGUGCACGCGGCGGCUCGCGCGGCCGCCGGCGAGGCCGAUCUGGACCCGGGGCUGGUGGCGGCCGGCGCUGCCGGCGCGGCGGCCGGCCCCGGCGCCGCGGGCCAGCACUCGUACGACCCCAAUGCCGAGCCGGACACCUUCUACUUCCGGGUAGAGUCUUCCGGUGUCAUGCGUCCGGAGGAGAUCGUCCAGUCGAUGAUCCGCGUGCUGCGCAAGAAGCUGCAGGUGGUCCAUGAUGAGACCCUUCCGAUUGCCAACGCCAGCGCCUGAGUGAAGCAGACGGGCGAGACGACGCACGACCGCCGGUGCACACGAACACAUACACACACACACACACAUUGCACACAUUGCGCACCCUCCGGUCACCUUCUCUCCUCCCUGGGAAGCCUGCCCACAAGUGCCCGCCUCUCCCUGGCACGGGGGCAUACAACAUGCUUGGACACCCACCGCGGAAUUAGACAUGCACAUAUCUCCGA
Messenger RNA from Fonticula alba, 1469 nucleotides. Its product is annotated as RNA polymerase Rpb3/Rpb11 dimerization domain-containing protein. The record is from RefSeq and is a predicted model, not a curated record. Gene Ontology annotation, cellular component: RNA polymerase II, core complex. The transcript has 2 exons. Lineage: Eukaryota; Rotosphaerida; Fonticulaceae. Gene Ontology annotation, biological process: DNA-templated transcription. Bases 34 to 1263 code for a protein of 409 amino acids. Gene Ontology annotation, molecular function: protein dimerization activity; DNA binding; DNA-directed RNA polymerase activity.